This is a messenger RNA of Macrobrachium nipponense, 2092 nucleotides long. RefSeq names its product ornithine decarboxylase-like. The record is from RefSeq and is a predicted model, not a curated record. The transcript is spliced from 11 exons. Gene Ontology annotation, molecular function: ornithine decarboxylase activity. Lineage: Eukaryota; Metazoa; Arthropoda; Malacostraca; Decapoda; Palaemonidae. Gene Ontology annotation, cellular component: cytoplasm. Bases 241 to 1800 code for a protein of 519 amino acids.
UUUGCAUAUCGUUAGCAACAAGUUGAGACGAGACAUUUGCUUCUUAGAUCAGCUGUUAAUCUGCACUUCUUCCAUAAAUAUUCUGUAACACCCGCCGAGUCUACAUUAGUACGAGCGGUGUCACUGAGCUUGGUAUCUCUGCCGUAAGAAGGAGCAAACUUAAAACAUAUUCAUUAUCUGGCGUCGAGAAAAGCACUCCUUAACCACAAGACCCUCUAAAGUGGAUCCAGGGACACUACUAUGGAGUCUGGAAACGGAUCUACGGAUCACACGAAGCUCGGAAACGGAUCUGUGGAUUAUUCGACGUCGGAAAACGGCCCACUGGAUCACAGGACGAUGGGGCUCGGAGUUCGUGACAUCACCCGAUCAGAAACUGGGUCUUUGUACCACAAGGCGCUGAAAAACAGCUCCUUCGUGGAUCACCUGAGGUUGACAACCAGGUUCAAGAGUUAUGAGGAUCACACAGUCAUGCAGAACGGAUCUGUAAAUGACACGAGGAUGGAGAAUGGACUGAUCAUAACUAACAAGACCAUCCUGGAUGUCAUUCAAGAGUUUGCAUUGGGGCCGGGACAAGAAGAUCCUUUCUACGUUUUGGACUUGGGAGACGUCAUACAAAAGGUGGAAGCUUGGCGUGAGCUGAUGCCGAGGAUCAAAAUUUUCUACGCUGUGAAAUGCAAUGAUACCAAUACAUUGCUGGAAACGUUAGCCAUUCUUGGAACCGGAUUUGACUGCGCUUCAAAGAAGGAGAUAAGGCAAGUGCUGAGUUUAGGCGUCAGUCCCUCCCGCAUUAUUUACGCGCACCCGUGCAAGUCUGAGCACGACCUUAGGUACGCUUCGAAGGUCAACUUGCCCUUGAUGACCUUCGACAGCCGAGAGGAGCUGGUGCAGGUGAAGAAAUGUUACCCACAAGAAGAGCUGGUGCUCAGAAUCCUGUGUGAUGCUCUCAAAGCCACUUACAAAUUUGGUAGCAAAUACGGAGCACCCAUGGAGGAUACCAGGAAGCUCCUAAGCAUGGCCAAGGAUCUCGGGCUGGAUGUUGUGGGCGUGUCCUUCCACGUCGGUUCAGACUGCCGGGAACCAGAAGCCUAUAGUCGGGCUAUUGCCAAGGCCAAACAGGUGUUUGACGAAGCUGAAGCCCUGGGGAUGAGAUUGACCCUUCUGGAUAUUGGCGGUGGGUUUCCAGGAAGAAUCAGCGAUGGACUGGAGAACUUCGCUUCAGUCAUCAAUUCCGCUUUGGAUGAACACUUUCCUCCACAGGAUCACAAUGAUCUAAAGAUAAUAGGAGAACCGGGAAGAUACAUCGCCACAUCAGCAUUCACUCUUGCCACGAGUAUUAGGGCAAAGAAAACUGCGGUGGUAGAUGGUCAAGUUGUUAAAAUGUACUAUAUCAACGACGGCGUCUAUGGCUCCUUCUCAGAAACCCGUUUUGUGGGGGAAAUUUUCUCUCCUGUAGUCCUGAACAAGGCGACUGAUGAGGAGGACACAGAACGAAGCAUGAUCUGGGGACCUACCUGCUGCUCCCUGGACAUAAUAAACAGGGCUAUUUGCCUUCCCAGUCUUGAAUGCGGUGACUGGUUCUACUGGCCUGGCAUGGGAGCGUACACCAUGGUCUUCGCAGCACCAUUCAAUGGGUUCCCCAAACCAUCAAUUCAUUCUGUGGCAUCCCCAGAAGUAUGGUCAUGCUUGCAAGAAUUGUCCAAGAAAUACAUCCCAUCUGCACCCAACAGGUCAUGCUUGCAAGAAUUGUCUGAGAAAUACAUCCCAUCUGGAAUUAACUUGCAAGACAGAAUGAGAGAAUAGAGUUGAACUUUUUUUAAUGAUUUCGAGGAUUUAGUUAAAAAAUUUCAUUACGACAGGGAUUACAAUUCCUUGCUUCCAUACACUGAAGUAUGUAUGUAUGUACUCGAGAAGAUUCCUUGCUAAGGAAUACAUCUCAAGUUAUGUCAAAUUAUAGGAGUAAAUUCGCUGAACUAAAUAUUUUCAUUGUCAUAACCUUCAAAGUAUUUUUCUAUAUCAAUGUAUCGCACAGCAUGCUUAGACGAUAACCGAAUAUUUUCUUUCCCCUCGUUCCGUAACGGCUAUUUAUAUUCAG